AGUGGUGGUGAAAGAUCACCUUUUUUAGAAGACAGCAUAAUGCAGUUCUCAAACUCACUGAUUGUACAAGGUUCCUACAGACCCUCUUAUGAAGUGAUGCUGCGGUUUUAUGGUCUAUACAAACAGGUAGUCUGUGGACCAUGUACAGCGUCACGCCCAGGAUUCUGGGACCCUGUAGGCCGUUACAAAUGGGAUGCUUGGAAUCAGCUUGGAGACAUGAGUCGGGAGAGUGCCAUGGCUGCUUAUGUGGAUGAAAUGAAGGAAGUUGCACAAGAGAAACCCUGAGGUUAUAGACACCAU
Sinocyclocheilus anshuiensis is the source of this 300-nucleotide messenger RNA. Its product is annotated as acyl-CoA-binding domain-containing protein 4-like. Gene Ontology annotation, cellular component: cytoplasm. Bases 40 to 285 code for a protein of 81 amino acids. The transcript has 4 exons. Gene Ontology annotation, biological process: fatty acid metabolic process. The record is from RefSeq and is a predicted model, not a curated record. NCBI's taxonomy places the organism in Eukaryota, Metazoa, Chordata, Actinopteri, Cypriniformes, Cyprinidae. Gene Ontology annotation, molecular function: fatty-acyl-CoA binding.